AGGGACGUAUGGCUGGCCUGUUCGGGAGCAGGGGUUACAUCUGGCUCUGUCUGGGCUCUCUCCACGCUCCUUCUGAAGCCCAGGCUUGGUUCACAGAGGCGCAGACCCCUCCUUCCAUCUCCUCACCUCAGAACCACACUGGGCUCGAGCUGGGAAGCCUGGAUCUGGGGACAGCAGGCAGGCCAGCCUGCCUAGGACCGUGAGGCCAAGUCGGAAAGGAGGAGAGGCCACCCGAGACGCCAUUGCCAGGCUCAGGAGCUCUGUCCUCACACCUCCCAACCUGCAGGCCCUGCUCCCCGGGAGGGUGAGGAAAAUGUUUACGGCUCCUCUUCUGCUCCUCACAGACCUGAAGGAGACUCUCCACCUUGGGCCUCAGGCCUCCCUACCUCUAGGCCAGCCUCAGACCCUGCAUUAGAGCCAUUCCCAUGCAUGACGGGAGCCACCUCUGUGCUGGACGUGUGGAGAGCCCCCUUCUAGGAGGCCCGAGACCCUCAAAUUCUGGGCUGUAAGCAGUCCCUUAUCGAGGGCUUGGGUGGGAACCAUGAGGGUGGAAGGCUGGAGCCACAGUGAGCACCACACACACAGACGCACACACACCUCCCAGACACACACUUGCUCCCAGACACAUGCCAAGCAGCUCCAAGAGGUUUAAAGUCCUAGGGGACCUGGAGUCCACACCUCCCUUCAAGAUUUGGCAUUGAACGGCGAGCAGGUUGAGGGCACAGAGGGGAAGGGACCAGGGGACCCUGGGCAGCCUGGGGGCUGGUGUGGGGGCAGCAAGAUCGACCGGCUCAGCGGGCACCUUGGUGACGCUGCAGGUGUGGCUGGUUGAUCCCCUGUGGAGACAGUAAAGAUUAAGAGGAUCAUAAGCUGCGUCCAGUGCUGCCCUGGGAGAAAUCUCCUAGAUCCAGAGCCGCUGCUGUGAGGGGAAGUUGGGGCAGCUCCUGAGUUCAGACAUACAGACAGAACAGAGAGGAAAGGCUCAGAAGGGAGACAAAAACAGAGGGAGACCACCAGGGCCAGGGAGACAGAGAAGUCGAAAUAGCAGAGAGACGGGGGCACCAAGAGAGGGACAGAGGUGGAAAGAGGGGGAGCACGGCUGUGCCCCCUCAGGAGGCCUCCCUCAGGCAGGAAGCAGGGGACCCGCUAGCACCAGGCCCGCUGCCUGCGGAUGAGCGCCAACAUGGCUGCAGCUGUGCCAGCCACUGCGGCUGCUUCCCGGAAGGAGUCUCCAGGCACAUGGGGCCUGGGAGAGGAGCCAGCAGGCGUGGGCCCCUCGCUCCAGUGUCGCGUGUGUGGUGACAGCAGCAGCGGGAAGCACUAUGGCAUCUACGCCUGCAACGGCUGCAGUGGCUUCUUCAAGAGGAGCGUGAGGCGGAGGCUCAUCUACCGGUGCCAGGUGGGGGCAGGGAUGUGCCCGGUGGACAAGGCCCACCGGAACCAGUGCCAGGCCUGCCGGCUGAAGAAGUGCUUGCAGGAGGGCAUGAACCAGGACGCUGUGCAGAAUGAACGCCAGCCGCGAAGCACAGCCCAGGUCCGGCUGGCCAGCAUGGAGUCAGAUCCGGAGCACCGGCUGGAGCCCCUGGGGGCCCCUCUGGCCCCGGCAGGGCCCAGUCCACGGGGCCCCAUGCCUGUUUCUGCAGCCAGAGCCCUGGGGCCCGGGGCCCUCACACCUCCAGGUCACCACCACUUCAUGGCCAGCCUUAUAACAGCCGAAACGUGUGCUAAGCUGGAGCCAGAGGAUGCACCCCCUGCCCCUGCCACAGAGCAGCCUCCUCCUCCAACAGCCGAUGAGAAUAUUGAUGUCACCAGCAAUGAUCCCGAGUUUCCCUCAUCCCCAUACUCCUCCUCAUCCCCGUGUGGCCUGGACAGCAUCCAUGAGACAUCGGCUCGCCUUCUCUUUAUGGCCGUCAAGUGGGCCAAGAACCUGCCCGUGUUCUCCAACCUGCCCUUCCGGGAUCAGGUGAUCCUGCUGGAAGAGGCAUGGAGUGAACUCUUCCUCCUCGGAGCCAUACAGUGGUCCCUGCCUCUGGACAGCUGCCCGCUGCUGGCCGCACCUGAGGCCUCCGCUGCCAGCAGCUCCCAGGGCCGCUUGGCACUGGCCAGCGCGGAGAGCCGCGUGCUGCAAGAAACCAUCUCACGCUUCCGAGCGCUGGCGGUGGACCCCACGGAGUUCGCCUGCAUGAAGGCCCUGGUCCUCUUCAAACCAGAAACUCGAGGCCUGAAGGAUCCUGAGCACGUGGAGGCCUUGCAGGACCAGUCCCAAGUGAUGUUGAGCCAGCACAGCAAGGCGCACCACCCCAGCCAGCCUGUGAGGUUUGGGAAACUGCUCCUGCUCCUCCCAUCCUUGAGGUUUAUCACUUCUGAACGGGUUGAGCUCCUCUUUUUCCGCAAGACCAUAGGGAAUACUCCAAUGGAGAAGCUCCUCUGUGAUAUGUUCAAAAACUGAGAGACGUGGAACUACCAUGGGCACCGCUACUUUGGAAAACAAUCUACCAAAGCCAAACAUUUGCCCUGUGACUUGGCAAUUCCACCUGUAGGUACACACAUACCAGGCAGAAAUGUCCACUAAAAGAGAUUAUAAGAAUAUUCAUAGCAGCUUUAUUCCUAAUAGCCCCAAACUGUAUUUUGGCAAUAGGAUGGAUUAAUAAAUCGUGAUCUAUUCAUUUAAUGGAAAACAGCAAUAAAGAAGAGUGAACUACCAACACAUGUGACAACAUGGAUGAAUUUCACAGACAUAAAAGUGGAACCGAAGAACCCUUCCAGGCACAGGUUCUGCUUAUACAAAGUUCAAGAACAGGCAAGACUAACGGAUGGUGACAGAAGCUGGAAUAGUACUUACCUCAGGGGGAGGGAGGUGGGUGGCUGGGAAAGGACCCAGGGGAGCCUUUUGGCAUGCUAGAAAUGGUUUUUAUUUUGACCCAGGUGGUGGUUUCACAAAUCUACUAAUUCAUAAAAAUUAAUUGAGCCAUGCACUUAAGAUUUGUGUACUUUACUGUAUUAUGUUAAAUCUCAAUAAAAAAGUGAACAACAACAAAAAAGAA
Molecule: messenger RNA, 3044 nt
Organism: Felis catus (domestic cat)
Lineage: Eukaryota; Metazoa; Chordata; Mammalia; Carnivora; Felidae
Gene: NR2E3
Product: nuclear receptor subfamily 2 group E member 3
Exons: 8
Coding region: 1172-2449 (425 amino acids)
Biological process (GO): cell differentiation; negative regulation of transcription by RNA polymerase II; anatomical structure development
Cellular component (GO): nucleus
Molecular function (GO): nuclear steroid receptor activity; nuclear receptor activity; zinc ion binding
Source: RefSeq, a predicted model, not a curated record